Molecule: messenger RNA, 1260 nt
Organism: Alternaria atra
Lineage: Eukaryota; Fungi; Ascomycota; Dothideomycetes; Pleosporales; Pleosporaceae
Exons: 1
Coding region: 1-1260 (419 amino acids)
Biological process (GO): nitric oxide catabolic process; cellular response to nitrosative stress
Cellular component (GO): intracellular anatomical structure
Molecular function (GO): FAD binding; heme binding; oxygen binding
Source: RefSeq, a predicted model, not a curated record
AUGGGCGCAUUAACCCCCUCCCAAGUCCGCACCAUCAAAGCCACGGUCCCCGUCCUCGCCGAACACGGCAAUGCCAUAACAACAAAGUUCUACCAUGACAUGCUAGAAGCGCAUCCAGAACUCAAAAACGUCUUCAACAACACCCACCAAGCAACCGGUCACCAAGCCCAAGCCCUCGCUGGCUCCCUCUACGCCUAUGCCGCCAACAUCGACGACCUAGGAAAGCUGAGUCCAGCCGUCGAGCUAAUAUGCCACAAGCACGCCAGUUUAUUCGUCCGACCAAAUCAGUACGACAUCGUUGGCAAGCACUUGCUAGAGACGAUGAGCACGAUACUGGGUGAAGCUGCGACGCCUGAUAUCCUAGACGCAUGGGGCGCGGCGUACUGGCAAUUAGCCAACAUCAUGAUUGGCAAGGAGGACCAAAUGUACAAAGACACCAGCUAUUGGCCUGACUGGAAAGACUUCACCAUUGCCAAGAAAGAGAAGGAGAGUGAGGAGAUCACGUCGUUUUAUCUUGAGCCCGUAGAUGCAGAGUUCAAGUUACCGGUUUACAAACCGGGGCAGUAUAUCUCGGUUAAUGUGUUUGUCGAGGAACUGGAUGGGGGUGUGUGGCAGGCGCGACAGUACAGUUUGAGCGAUGCGCCGGGCAAGAAGUAUUUGAGGAUCAGUGUGAAGAAGGAGCCUGGGAUUGAGGUGGGAGAGAAGAGGCAUAUGACACAUGCGGGUUAUAUUUCGAAUCUGCUGCACGACGUGAAGAACGAGGGGGAUGUGGUGAAGGUGUCACAUCCAUUUGGAGAUUUCUUCUUCGAUGCGGAGGAAGUUGAUGCGGACGCUCCUGUUGUGCUCAUCUCAGCAGGCGUCGGUUUAACUGCUCUAACCUCCAUCUUCAACUCGCUCACGAGCGAGAAAUCGAACCGCCCGAUAACUUGGAUUCAAGGUGCGCGUAACUCGCAAACGCGCGCGUUCAAAAGCUACUUCGACCAAUGCGCUGCCGCAAACGAGAACGUGCAUGCCGUGUUUUACUCGUCGAAUCCGCUACCAGAAGAAGUUCAGGGCGAAGACUACACUAUCAAAGGUCGCGUGGAUCUGGACAAGAUUGACAGGCAACACCUGCAUGCGGACAACGGCAAGACAGUGUACUACUGUUGUGGACCCACACAAUUCAUGCUCGACGUUGAGGCCAAGUUGAGGAGCUAUGGCGUACCGAGUCAACGGGUGAAGAUGGAGUUGUUCGGUACCGGUGGAGUACCGAGGGUCUAG